Molecule: messenger RNA, 1938 nt
Organism: Salvia hispanica
Lineage: Eukaryota; Viridiplantae; Streptophyta; Magnoliopsida; Lamiales; Lamiaceae
Source: RefSeq, a predicted model, not a curated record
CAAUAGGUUGAAGGAUGGAGGAGAAUUAUAUCUGGUGUUUGCAUCAUCCUUUAUUUCUAAAAGAGAGUAUUGUGAGGGAGGAGAAAGUAGAUUGUUAUGUGUGCGGCAAAAUCAUAGCUCAUUUGGAUAUGACAUAUGUUUGCUUGAAAUGUGAUCCUAACUCUAGUGGUAGCUUCAUCCUCCACAAGAAAUGUGGGGAACUGCGUCCAUAUAUUCGCAUCCUCGAAGAUCAUACUCUUUGCCUGCUUGAUUCCCACUUGUCAAGGGAUGACACUUAGUGUGAUUUUUGUGGUGGCUCUCUUGAUAAGCUGGUUAGAUAUGAAUGUGAGUGUUGCGAUCUCCGGUUCCACACCAGUACAUGUGUUGAUGCCUUUGCGAAGCUGAAGAAAGAGGUGCAGCAUCCGAGUCACCCCCAUCACCCUCUCACACUGAUGAGAAAGCCGGCCUUUCGAUUCAAGUGCGAUGGUUGCAAAGCUCAAGAAGUGGAAAUGGCCUACAUAUGCACCACUUGUGAUUUCUGGGUUCACAAGACGUGCGCUUUGCUGCCGGCCAGACUCUCCACAGAUCACCACCACCACCAACUUUCCUUGGCCUUCUCUUUUCCAGAGAAGCAUCUCAGGUUUGGUUACCCAUGUGAUGUUUGUGGUGACCAUAAUUUCUAUACACAGUGGGUCUAUUAUUGUGGUGAUUGCAGAUUCUUUGCCCAUAUCAAAUGUGCUCCAUCCAUGGUCAAACAACGCUAUAACUUAAUUGGAGAUGAAGGUUCAGGUGCGAUUGAGUUUCCACUAGAUGCAAAUGAGGUAUACAACAAGUUAAUCACUCCCUUUGUGAUGAGAGAAAAGGGUGUUGACAAUAUCCCAAUCCCAAGUGAUUCAUUUAUAUUCAAAUAUCAUGACCAUCCUCUUAGUUUGGUUUUGAAAGAUGAUAAAAGUGAAAGUGAAAGUGAAACCAAGAUAUGUGAUGCAUGUGUAACACUCAUAUUUUCCCCUCCAUACUAUCAAUGCACUUCUUAUCCUUGCACAUAUUUCAUCCACCCCAUUUGCUGCUUCAUACCCAAUACUUUUCAUCCAAACUACCAACUAUAUGGUCACUGUCAUAACUACACACUCUAUGCACUUCCUAAAUCAAAGGCUAGGGAUGCUAUCUCGUAUUGGUGUUGCGAUAAUUGUUAUGUUUACACAAAUGGGAUGGGGUAUAAGUGUGAAGAAUGUGGGAAGAAGAUAGAUGUCCAGCAUCUUUACCAACAAGUAUUAUACAUUCAACUCACCCUUAUUACAAGCCUCUAUUCCUCACUUAGGGUUAUUAUCAUUGCAUUGAUAAUGACUGGAGAUUUAUAGUCCAUGGUUACCAGGUUCUACUGCCUAAGAGUAUAACAGAUCGUGAGUGGGAUAAGCACGCGUUGUUGCUCACCUCUAAUGCCUCUCUAGACCAUCCCUCUGAUUUCUACUGCGAGUUUUGUGAAGUGGAAAUGCAUCCCAAGGAUUUGAUGUAUCACUGUCGCGAAUACGAUGUAUCUUUCCACCUUAGGUGUUUGAAGAAUGCAUCUGGUUGCUACAUAAAUGUGAAACUAGGGAGGAGAUUUGAGAUGCAUGGAAUUCACCCUAAUCACCCUCUCUUUCACUUAUAUCACUCUCAAGAGUCGAUGCGAUGUUUGUCACCGCAAGAAUGUGUAUACAUUUCUCGGAUUUGAAUGCGCUUCAUGCUACUUUGUUGCGUGUGAAGAAUGUGGGGGUAAUGAGUUGGCAAAAAAUUCAGUUUGUUAACUCAACAUUUCAUACAUUUGUAGUAUUUGUUUUUGUUUUUGGGUGUGAUUAUUAGUAUCUCUUAGAGUGGUGAAGAGAUUUUCUUCUUUCAUGUAUGCUUUGUAAUUGAGCUUAAUAUGGAGUGUCAGUGUGAGUUUCAUUUAACACAUGAAUAAUAAAAUUAUUGUUGCUUUGA